This is a messenger RNA of Fusarium vanettenii 77-13-4, 453 nucleotides long. RefSeq lists its product as uncharacterized. NCBI's taxonomy places the organism in Eukaryota, Fungi, Ascomycota, Sordariomycetes, Hypocreales, Nectriaceae. The record is from RefSeq and is a predicted model, not a curated record. Bases 1 to 453 code for a protein of 150 amino acids. The transcript has a single exon.
AUGUCUCACAAUCCCCGAACCACUGGAGACGAUGAGUCUGACACCUACUCUGAGCUUAACCGAGCUGCGGUCCUCCUGAAGGAGGCCGAGGAUUUCGAGGCGCUCAAACUGCCUCCUGUGGCUACGAGAUCAGGAGCACCAGAGGAAGCUCUCUGGCGGGUCUUGGAAUUCCUGCGAGUUACAACUUUUGGGCUCAACCGGGAUCUCAGCCAUCCUGAUAGCACCGUCGUGCUCAGUGGGAAAACUCGUUCAGAUUACCCCGAGGGUGAACGACAGAAGGAACUUGUGUUCAAGGCAGGAAUGCUCCUGUGGACAUGCAGCAUGGUGAGGGACCUAAUAGUGGAGUUGAGCGAGAUUUACGUCCCAGGGAAGGAUUUGUCAAGCAUCGGGGAGAUUAUUGCGUUGCUCAAGAAACAUAUUCCGGUGCUUGAGAAGGACGCGAAGCGUUUCUAG